GUAUUUGCCACGUUGCUGUGGCGACUUCAACCCAACGCCUCUCACACGCCGGGAGGAUGUAGUUUCCGUUCCUCUACACUCGGUGGUGGACGGCGCGCAACUUCUGACUGCUUGUCUUAACACACACUCACUCACACCUGUGUGUCAGGGUUGGUCCCUAAGGUGGAGCCGUCCAAGCAGAGACUCACCCCGCGGCUGUAAAAUGUUAACCGACGUUAUCUUGGAGGAAGAUUUUGACAAGAAUGGAGAGGCGUGGUACGACCCUCAGGAUCUCGAACACGAUCUCCACUUGGCAGCGGAGCUUGGGAAAACCCUCCUGGACAGGAACCGUGAGCUGGAGCAGGCCCUGCAGCAGAUGUACUCCACCAACCAGGAGCAGCUGCAGGAGAUAGAGCACCUGAACAAGCAGGUGGACCUGCUGCGUCAGAUGAAUGACCAGCAUGCCAAAGUCUAUGAGCAGCUCGACGAGGCCGCUCGGGAUCUGGAGCAAGGCAACGUGAGACUAGUGCAGGACAGCCGCCUGGCCCAGCAGAAGAUCCACAGUCUAACAGAGACCAUUGAAGGGCUUCAGACCUACAUGGAGGACCUGCAGACCCAGGUGGUGGAGCUAAAGACUGCCCAGGCAGAGCGAAACAAACGAGAGCUGGCGGAGCAACGACGCAGCCUGGGAGCACAGAGUGUGUCCUGCCUCAAAGAGCUGUACGACUUGCACCAUGACAGGCAUCCAGUCCACAGCGGUCCACGCGUGGAGGCACUCUGGUCCCUGCAGGGCUCUUUCUAUGACAGGGACAAACGGCAAGACCCGGAGGAGGAGAACGCGGCCCUCCAGCGCUCCGUCCAGACCCUCCAGAGCCAGAUAGCUGUGGAGCGGGGCCGCCGCGAGGCCGCAGAGCUGGAGAGAGACUCGACAUCGAGGGAGAACGACGGCCUGGAGCAGCGGCUGGUGUCGCUGGCCGGCUGCAGCGCUCGGAGGAAGGAGCUGGAGGCCGAAGUGGAGCAGCUGCGGCUUCUGUGGCGCGCCGAGUGUGCAAAGAGCAUCAGAAGACCAGAGCGGCUGCUGCCUGACGAAGUAUUCUUUGCUUCAGACGACAGACCGUCGCAGGACGAGUUUGAGAAGGAAGAAAAGGAGGAGGAGCCGAGGCAAUUCGUCCUGCAGAGGUGUAACAGUGACAGCGUUUUAAAAGGGGCGAGCGCAGACGAGAUUCGCCGUGGUCACGAGCGGCUGUGUGUACGGCGAGCAGAGGCGGUGAAACAGCGGGGCAUUUCUCUGCUGAACGAGGUGGACGCACAGUACAGCGCACUGCAGGUGAAGUACGAUGAGCUGCUGCGGCGGUGCCAGCAGACGGACGGGCCGAGCCAUAGAGCCACGCUGGCGUCCAACAGCCCCUCGGCGAGCGGCCGCACCCGCCGGCGCCGUUCCUCUGCUGCACCCUGCGACCCGACGGCGGUCGUCGACGGCCAGCAGCCCGAGUACAAAGCUCUCUUCAAGGAGAUCUUCGACUGCAUCCAAAAGACCAGGGACGACCUCGGCGACAACGGAAGCCCAGUCGAGGACAGCGGCUCUGCCUGACGGUUGCAUUAUUCGUAAUCCAAGGACUUGCACUAGAUUAUUUGUCAACGAUUUUUGAUGAAGGGGAAACGGGGCGGUUUGCUUUGCUAUAAGAAAAUAUCCAGAGGGUGCCGAUGCAAAACUUUUGACAAUUUGUAAUCCACUUACCUCCUGUCACUUUGAUAUGUGUUUGCUUCUGUUAGUCAGCACUGAUCUUUUUUCCUUCCGUCCUUAUCAAAAAAAUGAACUGUUACAAAAUGUGUUACGAUUGCAGUGAUUUCAAGUCAUAUAACAUAAGGUUUAUUUAAAAAUUUGCAAAAGAUAAUUACAAAAUAAAGAUUGACUUGGGAGCUAUUCAUAGGAAGAAUAAGAUAUACAAUCAGAUCCUAAGCAAAUACAAAGUACAGUAUUCUGUGUUCAUGUAACGUUAAUCCUGUGGCUCUUAGGAAAGAAAUGUACAUGUAGUGCAUUGUUUGUGUUUUGAUGUAAGAUGAAGAUAUGUAUGACAUAAUCAGGAAUGUUUUAAUAGGAUGAAAAACUGUAAUAACUAAAGACUCAGGAUUUUAUGAUCUUUAGCUUAGAGGUUAAUGUGAGUUGGUUUUAUAAAUCGCCAGAAAAGUAUUACAUUUUCUCACAUUUCAUUUAGCUGAUGCUAAGUCCAAGUGGACACUGGAAUACCGCACUUUUUUUAUCAAAUUUUACCUUUUUAUUUAUUUAUUGUAAAGAAGUUAAGAGAAUAUUACAUUAUAUUUAUUUUCUUUAUUGUUACAUCAGCAGAACGGCUGAGAAAGUAACACUACACUGGGCUGCAUGUUGUGUUGAUGUAAAUAUUCUGUCUGGCGCAAAAACAAUACAGAGGUAGAAUACUAAUCUGUAUGUAUAUUAACAAUUUCCUGAUGAAAUCACUUUGCUCUCACCUUCCAUGUAAUGUUCAUGUGAAGGAAAGUGAUUAAUUGACAGUGCUGAUGUGUGAAAAUACAGUUAAAUAUAGUAUGGCAUUAAACAAAUCACUGUUUUGUAUCUGUGAAACUUUUCA
Molecule: messenger RNA, 2585 nt
Organism: Pungitius pungitius (ninespine stickleback)
Lineage: Eukaryota; Metazoa; Chordata; Actinopteri; Perciformes; Gasterosteidae
Gene: cdr2a
Product: cerebellar degeneration-related protein 2a
Exons: 7
Coding region: 203-1570 (455 amino acids)
Source: RefSeq, a predicted model, not a curated record